This is a messenger RNA of Diorhabda carinulata, 7793 nucleotides long. It is a transcript of the gene ERR, whose product is annotated as steroid hormone receptor ERR2. The transcript is spliced from 7 exons. Gene Ontology annotation, molecular function: zinc ion binding; steroid binding; sequence-specific DNA binding. Gene Ontology annotation, biological process: regulation of DNA-templated transcription. The record is from RefSeq and is a predicted model, not a curated record. The coding region runs from base 497 to 1852 and encodes 451 amino acids. Lineage: Eukaryota; Metazoa; Arthropoda; Insecta; Coleoptera; Chrysomelidae. Gene Ontology annotation, cellular component: nucleus.
ACGCAUAUACUACAACAAUAUUUUCAAUGCUUCUCGCUUUUUCGCAAUAAUCCGAUCUCAUACUUGACCUCGACCGUGUAGCACAAACUCGCGAUCGUAUACGCCAAGUCGAAUCGCGUUUUCCGCCAGUUCCAAACCGUUCGUUAAACUAGCCCAGUGUAUUCUUACGUAAUCUCUACGAAUUAAGUUAUCGAAUCAUUAUUUGGUCGAUUAAAUAUUUCGAAAUGAAAUAAAAUUGGCGAUUAUCACGGGCUCGGUAAAUUCGAAAUCGAAAUUCUGUUUGCUGACCGAGUUUUACCGAAGUUGGUAAUAGCACGUGGUCCAUAUUUCGAUUCAGAUCUCGGUUAAUUCCUUCUUCAGUUUAGUUUCGUUUUCGGUAGUGAACGGCCGGUGGAUAAUUCGUGUGAAUGUGAUUGUGCACCCUUCGAAUGGGUUUUUCAUGUUAUGGAUUUUUUAAAUUACGUUUUGGGGUUGUUUAAAGAGAAUUUAUAUUGUUAUGAUGGACUGUUGGAUGCAAGACGUGGUAUCUAUGAUGACUGACAAUCUGGACGGGGAAGUUUCGACCGGUUGCGUCCCCCAAAUAAAAAAAGAAUUAGAGGGAUUCCAGGAUUGUUCGCCGUCACAUAGCGAUAUGUAUUCACCCACUACGACGACGACGACCGUUUUGAAUGAUGGUAGCAUCAAGUCUUCGAAUAGCGAGGUAGAUUUUCACGAAAAAAAUUACGAGAGGAAUAUCAGGUCACCUAGUAGCCCAGAAAGGCAGUACUGUUCGUCAACUACUCAACCACAUACAGAUUCAGGGAUAGGACAUAUAGAAGGCGAAAUUAAAGAAGAGGACUCCCCUAGACGAUUAUGUCUGGUUUGCGGAGACGUAGCGUCAGGAUUUCAUUACGGAGUCGCUUCCUGCGAAGCCUGCAAAGCAUUUUUCAAAAGGACGAUACAAGGUAACAUUGAAUAUACGUGUCCCGCAUCUGGUGAAUGUGAAAUCAACAAACGUAGAAGGAAAGCGUGCCAAGCUUGUAGAUUUCGAAAAUGCCUUCGAUCCGGUAUGUUAAAGGAGGGCGUUAGAUUAGAUAGAGUCAGAGGCGGUCGACAAAAAUACAGAAGAAAUCCAGAUAGUCCGUAUCAAGUACAAGUGGUGACCGCUCAAAGACCUCUACUUCUUCUAGAGGAUAUUAAGAUGCUCGAAGCGCUAUCCGGUUGCGAACCAGACUGUUUCGAAAUCAAUAAAGCCCUGGAUAAUUCCAAACAACGCACCCUUUCCAUUUUGAGCGAUUUGUACGAUAGGGAAUUGGUAGGGAUCAUCGGUUGGGCCAAACAGAUACCUGGUUUUACGGAUCUGUCGUUGAACGAUCAAAUGCGAUUGUUACAAAGCACUUGGGCCGAAAUUUUGACUUUAACUUUGGCUUUUCGCAGUUUACCAUCGAUUAAUUUGGGAAGGUUGCAAUUCGCCAUCGAUUUCAGUCUCGAUGAAAAAACUUCGAGGGAAAGCGGAUCUUUAGAACUAUAUCAAACUUGUUGGCACGUCGUCGAAAGGUUAGACAAACUAUCCAUUUUGAAAGAAGAAUAUUAUCUUUUAAAAGCUUUGGUAUUAACGAAUUCGGAUGUGAAAUUGGACGAAUAUCAAUCGCUUAAAAAAUUUAGGGAAACUAUUCUGACCGCUCUAUCGGAUACGGUUGGCGUAUUGAGGCCUACGGCUGUCCUUAGUCAAGUCCAGCAGCUCCUGUUGUGUCUGCCUGUUUUAAGGCAGGCGAAUUACGUUAUCCGGAGGUUUUGGUCGGACGUACAUCAAAGAGAAUUAGUACCAAUGAAUAAAUUAUUUUUGGAAAUGUUGGAAGCGUAUUGUCGGUAGCCUCGUUGAUAAACAUGAUGAUGGAAUUCGACGUUUCGAUCAGUGAAAAUUAUCUGCCAUUUAGACGAUACUAUCUCAGGGUCGAAGAGAAAAAUUUAUUUUUUAAAACGUUGGAAUUCAUAUUUUUUUCAUGUUGCCACCUUGUAUUUACUACAGGAAAAUUUGUAGUAAAAUAUUGAAAAAAAUAAUUAGAUUGGGGUGAAUUACGAAAGAAUGAUUGUAUAAAUUUUUUAUUAUGUUAAUCAAUCGGAUAAUAAAUAAUAAACUAUCCGAACUAAUCCUUCAUUGGAAAUUAUUUUCGUUAUAAUAUUUUUGUGUAAUUCGUACAUAUCAGGAUUAGAUAAAAUAAUAAACAAAGUUUUAUCCUUUUAGAAUCGUUUCAAGAUUUUUUUACUACUAUAUGAAUAUUAUAUCAGUAUAUACAGUUUGAGGUAUCAUAUACACAGUGACCCAAAGAAUUUAUUUCCACCUGCAGCUCUAAGGAGGAUAUCCGGUGUUUUUUUAUCGAUUCUUCACCCCCAGGUGUAAAUUGUCGUACUAAAACAAAACGCGAAUAGAUAUUACAUCCUCCCUCUAGCAAAAUCUGCAUUUUUACCUUCUUCUAAACCUAAUGUCCAUCGAGUAAAGUUCCGAAAAGACUCUUAUUGAUUAUUAUUCUUAUUAAGGUUGAAAGUUUUUAUAAAUCUUUAUUAUAUCUUUACAGGAGUAUAUUUCCCGCCUUAACUCCUAUAUAUUCUUCCGGUAACUGAUCUACCUUCUUCAUUUGCUACGAAGGGGUUAAUUAGAGCUUUAAUGGCUGCUUGGUUAUCAGAUAAAUUGAAUUUCUUGUUGUUAGAUCGUUUUUACUACUAGAAAUAGUUUUUUGAUGUGACAUCCUGGUUAUUUCAACUGUUGAAGAACUUCUACAGGAUUUUCCAUCUUUAUGGCACAAUACAACUUUUAUCAUCUUAGUUUGACUUCAUUACAUUCUAUAUUUAUGUGUAACCAACCAUAUCUUUGAAACAUAUUGAAUUAAGUCGCAUUCUGUUGUUUCAAUAUUAUUUUAGGGGAUUUACCGAUGUUAUUAGAUCAUUUUUACUACUAGAAAUAAUUUUAUUGAAAUAACAUCCUGGUUUUUUCAAUUAUUAAAGAACUUCUUCAGAAUUUUUCAUCUUUAUGGAACAAUACAACUUCUAGUUUCUUCGUUUGACUUCAUUACAUUCUAUAUGUUUGUGUAACCACCCGUAUCUUUGUAACUUGUUAAAUUAAGUCACAUUCUGUUGUUUCAAAAUUAAUUUAGGGGAUGUACCGACGUUGUUAGAUCAUUUUUACUGCCAGAAAUAAUUUUUUUGAAGUGACAUCCUGAAGAACUUCUACAGGAUUUUCCAUCUUUAUGGCACAAUACAACUUCUAGUAUCUUCAUUUGACUUCAUUACUUUCCGUAAUCUUGGACCAUAUGGUUAUCUAAGAAUUCUUCAGUAAAUUACUCAAUAUUUUUCAAUCACCAUGUAUGUUCUUCUUUUCUAUAAUAUAAAUUCUUGUUACUGAUCCUUUGACAUUUUUUCCCAUUUAUUUGAUGUCAAGUUAAAAUUCAAUCACAUCAUUUGCAAUAUUUCAAUAUAUUACAUCAGGGGUGCUCAAACUUGAACUGCUGGCGAUCUACCUCAAUAUUUUUAGACUACUUACGAUCGACUCUGAGAGGCUGCAAGUAUGUGUGAUGCAGGGUUGUACAUACACGAUACACCCUACCUACCUAGGUAGGGUGUACCGUAGCAUAUAUAGAUAUUAGCUUUCUGCACAAUAUAGGUACAUUAUUUUAGUCAAGGUUUGGGUUAGGUUUAGUUAGGUUCUUCUCUACAAUAUCAAUGAAAAAACUCAUAGUUAUUCAAAAUUGCGAGUUUAUUGGUUGUUACAAAACAAAAGAGUUACAUAUGGUGUUAAACCUAACUAAAGAGUGGCUUUGGAUGUUGAAGCGUGGCACUGCAUGUCCUCAGCAUACUUUUCAUAAGAUGGUACGUAACUACUGAGUGCUAAUCGCAAGCAUGAUGACAUAUGAUCGUCAGUUAGUCGAUUGCGAUAUUUUGACUUAAUUAUCUUCAUUUCAGAAAAUGCAGACUCGCACAAGUAAGUUGACCCAAACAAUGCCGUCAGUUGAAGGGCGAUUUGCCUUAGAUUCGGAUAUUUAUCUUCAGAUAUAAAACAUCAGAAAUUUGUAUCAGAUGCUUUAGCUUUGAGAUGUAUAUCUGAUAUAAUCUGCACCAACUCAUUUUCAACAGAACAUGAGUUCAUAUUAAACUGACUUGCUAUUUCAGUAGCUAAUUCCUCAAUGUUUUUACAUGAAAAAGGAUAACUCAUAAAUGAUGCUAUAUUUUCCAAUUUACUGCAAUCAUAAAAACGCAUUUCGAAUUGUCCCAAAAUAUUUGAUAAUUCAGCCUCAUACGUAUCAUAAUUAAACUGAGGAAUCCUUGCUUUCAAAGACGGAAAAUGUUUCAGAUCCUUUCUUUUCAGUUGAUCUAUCAUAAGCUGCAAUUUACUUUUGAAUUCGUUUACUACACUAAUCAUCUCAAUAAUAGUUUUUCCUUUACCUUGAAGCUCCAAGUUAACGAUGUUUAAGUGCAUUGUGAUGUCAGUCAAAAUGCCAAAUCAGUCAGCCUUUUUCCGUUUUUCAAAAUCUGAGUGUCAUCACCUCUUUCGUCUAGAAAAGCUGUUAUUUCGGGCAAUAAUUCUUGAAACCUUUGUAGGAACUUUCCGCGACUCAACCACCUGACGUCUGCGUGAAGAACUAAAUCAGUGUGUUCAGCUGACUCCCUAUCUUCCAACUGCAACUGAAAGAGCCGCCGUUGCAAGCUACGUGCACGGAUGGAAUUCACAAUUUUUGUUGCAAUGCCCAUAAUUUCCUCCGUGUUUAAAACUUUGGAUCACAAAACUUGUUGAUGUAUAAUGCAAUGGAAUGAAAAAAAAAAAAUAAAGGGAAUUCUUCAUUAGCUCGACACAAUGCCCCAAAACCGUUUUUGUUUCCAGUCAUUGCUGGUGCUUCAUCGGUUGUAAUGCACACUAAUUUAUAUAUUGGUAGCUCGUAAUUUUUUACAAAAUUAAAGAAAACUUCAUAUAUAUCUUCGCCACGGGUCUUCCCCUUCAGAGGAAUGAUUGUCAAAAAUUCUUCUUUAGCCGACAUGUCAUUGAAUACCAUCCGAAUAAAAAUACACAGCUGGGCAGUGUCUGUCAUAUCGUUGGAUUCGUCGAACUGUAAAGAAAAGUAUUUACAUUCCAUGAUAUCAUGUUUUAGUUUAUCUGCGAUGUCCUGACUCAUGACUUCAAUACGCCUUGUGACAGUCGGACGAGAUAACUGAAGUUCUCUAAUAGCAGACAUGAUUUCUGUUUUAUUUUUAAAAUCUCCAAAUAAAGUCUCAUCCGCUUCAAUAAAUGCUUUCUUCACCACCGAUCCAUCUUCGAAUGGUUUCUUGUGUUUCGCCAAUAUAUGAGAUAUUUUAAAUGACGCGAUCGUAGUAGCUUUUGAUUGUUUGGCUGGUCUUGUGAACAUGGUUUGUUCUUUUUUCAAACAAGAUAUAAAAUCACUUACUUUUCGUUUUCUUAAUUCACUCUGUGGCGGAAAAUCCUUUUGAUAGUUUUUGUGAACCGUUUUAUGAUGCCUCUCUAAGAUACCACGCUUAGGUAUUGCAACUGACGCACGACAAAUAACACAAAUGCACUUAUCCUUCACCAUACAAAAGAAAAAUUCUUCCUCCCAAUCCUUAUUAAAAUGAUACGUUUUAAAUUUCUUCACUGCACUCAUUUUCCACUAUUUAAUAAUAAACUUUGUAUAGACGUAGUAUCGCUAUCAAGUUACAAUUCAGAAUGACUCCAAUUCAUGCAGGCGCAACAUUUAUAUCGGCGUUAAAGAAAGUCUCGAAUGUUCCCGUCAAACGCGCCGCCCGAAACUAGACAGUACAGCCUAGUCUAGAAACAACGCGGGUUCCUUUGAUAAAGCCGCCUUUUGCCGCAAGCAGUGUUAUUUUAUUACGUAAUACAUUUUUGUAGUUUAGUUACCUACUUACUUAUUAAAAAUUUUUUUCUUCUCGAGAACUACUCAAAAAGCACUCGCGAUCGACCGUUUGAGCACCCCUGUAUUACAUUGUAAUUAUGUCCAUGAUUUUUUUGGGAGCUUAAAAAUUUUGAAAAAUGAUAUUUGGUGCACAAAUCAUUUUUUAAUUGUAUUACAAAUUUUAUACAAUCAUUCAGUGUGUGUCUAAAAUCAUUCCUAAGUAUCCUGUGUCGACAUCAAACUUGUUUGUGAUGAAUAUUAAAGGCUGUGAAUACCCCCCCAGAUCAAUAUAUGUGUAUUUUAUUUAAGUUGGAAAUAUAUAGAUAAAAAAAGGACAUUUAGCAACGAUAUAAAGUACCGUACAGGUGAAGUUUGAACUUUUCAGCUUUCGAUAAGAGUUUUUUGCUACAACUUGUAGGUAUAUUGUUACUACCUAUCAUUUUUUUUGUUUUUAUGUUGUAUGCAGCUUUUUAGUUGUUUAUGAUUUAAUCGAUUAAAUUAUCAAAGUUCAUUCGAAAACUUUUUUCUUAGAUACGUUCAUCUUGUAAAAAUAUAUUCAAAACUCCUCGACUACUUAGAAACCUGUUUCAAGCCAUCGAAGUCCUGGUUCCUAUUAAACGAACUCUUUUAGUCCUUCCAUCAGUCCUACAACCCUCGAUUAACCUCUAUGAUGAAUAGGAUCGUAGAUGAGAAGAAUAAGGGAUCUUAAACUGACUGGAAUUGAAGUUUAUCAUGUUUUCUUGUUACAAAUUGAGUGAUUCCGGAAAAUGCAGAUCCUCUAUUACCAUAAUGGUUGCAAAAACAAUUUUUUUUCAUCAAUAAAUUCGUUUUAAAAUGGAAGAAAUGAUUAUACAGUUGUUAAUUAUGAGUCUAUCCUAGUGACUAGAAGCUUUUCAUCCCCUUAGAAACAUGUUUCAAGUCAUUGUAAUCCUGGAUCCUAUUAAAUGAACCCUUUUAGUCCUUCGAUCAGUCCUACAACCUUAACCUCUACAAUAAAUAGGAUCGUAAAUAAGAAGAAUAAGGCAUCUUAAACUGACUGGAAUUGAAGAUUAUCACGUUUUAUACAGUCAAACGCUUUUAGAUAGUCGAUGAAUAAAUUUUUUCACAUCCCCGGUAUCUACGAAUAUUUUAUAUUUUUCAUAAUCACCGUUUUAAUCGAUUAAACUUAUAGGUUUAAAUAUUUAUAAUUGUGUACACACGCCUCAUAUUAUUUAAUUUAUUUUUUUGGCAUUUUUAGAAUGUCCAUAUUUACAUGUAUGUUAAAUUAGAUCUAUUUAAAUCGCCCCCGUAUUUAAUCUGCAAUUCAAUUAUUUAGUUUUUCAUUGAAAAUUUUUAGUUUUUAUUAAAUAUAUUCGUUACAAUAAAAAUAAAAUCAACAUAAAUAAAGAAAAAAAAUAUAUUUUUAAUAACACCCUAUGUUUACACAUAUUUUUCUAAAUAAAAUUUUUUUUCUAAUCGUUAUUAUACGAGGGUGUCAAGAUAAAUUACUUAUAGUUCCUAUUUUCCUUUAAAUCGGUUAUUAUACGAGGGAGUCAAGAUAAAUAACAUACCGUUCUUAAUUUUCCUAUGGUGAAAGCGUUUAUGGUAAAACUAAGAAUUUUCAUGUGAUUGUUCGAAGGAUCGUUGCAAAUUUUCUUGUAGAAUUUCGGGGAAAAAGGAAAAAAAACGUUUCCAUCCAUUUUUAAAUUGAUUAUAUCGAAAAACCAGUGAUAGAAUCGAGGGAAUUCUCUAUUUCGAUUUUAGUUUAUAUAAAUUUAGACGUUAGGUAAUUGUGUAAUUUCUUUCUGGACGAUAAUAAAGAAAACUUCAAGUUUCCUUUUUUUUCUUCUAUCAAUUAAAAGAAAAACCUCGAAAUAUUAACUGUUUCAAGUUGAUUUGUAAUAGAUUAUUUAACAUUAUUGAAAUAAAGCUUAUUAUGAA